CCGAGUCGGAAUUCCUCUUGCCUCUGUGUCUGGACUAUAGCGGAUCGCAACCACUUCCAUCAAAAUGAAAAACACUCUCUUGUGCUUUCUUGGUCUGUCCAUUAUCGGAAUAGUGUCUGGUGACAGUUGCUCCCUAGAGAUUUCUCCACCCAGAGCAGUGGUGAAGUUUGGGGAUCCGGUGACGGUCAGCUGUGUGGCCUCUCGUCCCGUUCGAGUGCUGGGAUGGGAAUCGAUUAUUGCCGCAUCACACACUCAGCAUGACCUGAGCGUUCAGUGGCGGGUGGACAGUUUGACAGACUGGAUUGAGGAGCCGAUCUGCUAUGGCGUUUUCUUCACUGCACCCAGACAGUGUGAGGAAAAACUAAACCUUGUUCUAUACAAAAAACCCGACAGCGUGUCCAUAAGUUUAGUGAAUCACAGCAGUCCUGUGGUGGAGGGACGAGAGUACCAGCUCCAAUGUGAGGUGCACAACGUUGCUCCUGUUCAGUACCUUGCUUUACGAUGGUACAGAGGACAAACCGAAGUUUACAACCACUCGUUCUCAGAGUUGACAACUUCUACGCCAGUGCAGGUGUCCUCCACCCUGCUGAUCGUUCCAAACAGAGCUGAAAAUGGAGCUCAGUACAGGUGUGAAGCAGAGCUACAGCUGGGCCCUGAAGGCCCUCAGCCUCCUCCCACAGUUCAGUCCCCAUCGCUCAACAUUGCUGUUCAGUACCCACCUGACUUCCGCAGUCCAAAGGAAGAGCAGCUGGAGGUCAGUGAGGGUAGUGAAAUGGUACUGGAUUGUACAGCAGAGGGAAACCCACCACCUGUGUACAUCUGGACGUCCCCAAACCUUCAGGAGAAGGCUGAUAAUCAGCCCGUUUUGAAAGACGCAUCUUUGAGCCCAGGGGUUUAUACAUGCACUGCGUCAAAUAUCCUUGGAAAAAAGAGCAAACAGUUUGUCAUCAAGCACAAAUCCAAAGGUGUUUAAGAAGUCCAGAGAUCUUGAGGAGGAACCGAAGACAAACAAGCAGCUCUAGAUGCUACGCUCAGGACUUUCUGAACGUGGAGGAUCAGAAUCUAGCUCUAGCUCUACAUUAUAGAUGUCCAUGCUGCAUUUUAGGGGACUCUCUUUUCAGGGGUUAUGAUUUGUUAAAUAUGAGAGUCAAGCCUACAUGUGUGUGAAAUCAUAAGCGUACAAGUUUUUAAUAUUGUGUGUAAGAUCGUUUUAACAGGGCAUUUUUUUAUAUUACAUGACAUACAUAAAGAUGAUUCUGACUUUUAAAAUGUUUUGUUGUUCUUGUUGUAGAUAUUCACUCACCUAAUA
Danio aesculapii is the source of this 1309-nucleotide messenger RNA. Its product is annotated as hemicentin-1. The coding region runs from base 65 to 973 and encodes 302 amino acids. NCBI's taxonomy places the organism in Eukaryota, Metazoa, Chordata, Actinopteri, Cypriniformes, Danionidae. The transcript has 5 exons. Gene Ontology annotation, molecular function: integrin binding. Gene Ontology annotation, biological process: cell adhesion. The record is from RefSeq and is a predicted model, not a curated record.